AUGGUUCUCCUAACACCACCACGAACUCCGGCCCGAGCUGCAACGGCGAUAGCCGGCUCAUCGAAGCGGCUUAUGGUGAAUUUCAUCGGUUCGAUGUCUUUGUUAGCUUUGUGGUUGAAGAAAGCAAGCCGAGGAAUUAAAACUCAAAAACUCGGGAGCGAUUCCCCCAAAUCGCCGCUAGCGAGGCCGAAGAAGUUCCUCGCGACGAUUAGCAACAAAGCGAUUAAUCUGAGGCACAAGAAGAAGGCGGAAGGAGAGCUUGUUGAUGAGGAUUUCGGCGAUGGAGGGCUUUGGCAGAGGGGGAUUUUGAUGGGAGAUAAAUGUCAGCCGUUGGAUUUCUCCGGCGUGAUUUAUUACGAUAGCGAAGGGAAUCGAUUGCAGGAGGUUCCGAUGAGAUCGCCGAGGGCGAGUCCGAUGCCGAGUUAUCUUAAUUACGCUUCACCCAAAGUGAAGUAG
Molecule: messenger RNA, 456 nt
Organism: Solanum tuberosum (potato)
Lineage: Eukaryota; Viridiplantae; Streptophyta; Magnoliopsida; Solanales; Solanaceae
Exons: 1
Coding region: 1-456 (151 amino acids)
Source: RefSeq, a predicted model, not a curated record